Messenger RNA from Fraxinus pennsylvanica, 1029 nucleotides. The record is from the annotation of a GenBank genome assembly. Lineage: Eukaryota; Viridiplantae; Streptophyta; Magnoliopsida; Lamiales; Oleaceae.
AUGACCAGCCGGAACGUUACCUAUGGCAAGCGAAGGGCUGGAAUUUUAAAGAAAGCUCAGGAAAUAUCGGUGUUAUGCGACAUUGACAUUAUUCUCCUCAUGUUUUCUCCUACUGGAAAACCGUCAGUUUUUCAUGGACAACACAGCAAUAUUGAUGAGAUGAUUGCAAAAUAUGCCCAACUAUCUCCAAAAGAAAGGACCAAAAGGAGGUUGGAGAGUCUCGAAACUUUAAAGAGAAACUUUAAGAAGCUUGACCAGGAUGUGGCUAUUGAAGAGUUUUUGGAUGCAAGUUCUCCAUCAAUUGAGGAAAUGCUCAACCUGGUAAAGAUGCUGCAAGCUCAACUUACAGAAGUCCACGAAAGACUAAGCUUCUGGACAAAUCCCGACAAAAUCGAAGACAUUGAACAUCUCUGUCGGAUGGAAAGUUCAUUAAGGGAAUCACUCAAUAGAAUUCACAUUCUAAAGACUUCGUUUCAGCUGGAGAACUUAGGGAAUGACCAACUUAUGCCAUUAGCUUGCACCAGCCAGGUUGAAUAUGGCAUGCAUUUUCCCCCGAUAACAGGUGGUGAUCAGGGUGGCCAAACGCAGUCGUGGUUUCCAAAUGUUGAGGGGCAACAUAUGAUGCUACCAGAUGAAUCCCACUUCUUGUCUUGUAGAGAUAUAGAGUGUUCCAUAGAUACAUCCCUUCCAAGCUGUUCGGGUUUAUUUGGUGUCAAGAAAGAAGACGACAACAAUUCAAAACUUGUGGAUAUUGAAAGACAAGAUGGGAUUACCAUUAAUGACUAUACUGAAAGUUCUGCUCAAAAGAGACUACCUCUAGGCGAGCAAUAUUCAUACCAUUCGUACGGGAAUUUAAGUUUGCCAGAAAUGAUGGAACCUGAAAGAGAGGUGAAUUUUCAAGCGAGUUCCAUGGAUUAUCAAAUUAAGCCUGAAAGAGAGAGGAAUAUGGUACCAGCAUCCGGCCCUUCUGUCCUGUUUAACAUUAAUGAUAACUCAUAUCAACAGCCACCAAACCACUUGAACAACUAG